This is a messenger RNA of Suillus discolor, 2127 nucleotides long. Its product is annotated as Alpha/Beta hydrolase protein. Gene Ontology annotation, molecular function: serine-type endopeptidase activity. Gene Ontology annotation, biological process: proteolysis. Bases 1 to 2115 code for a protein of 704 amino acids. NCBI's taxonomy places the organism in Eukaryota, Fungi, Basidiomycota, Agaricomycetes, Boletales, Suillaceae. The transcript has 6 exons. The record is from RefSeq and is a predicted model, not a curated record.
AUGUCCUUACUUCAGCACACCGGUCCAUCAACGUUUUACACGGAAUUAGCAGAGUUACCCCUUCCUGUGUCUGCUGAUUUCGUUGGUGGCGAUGUUCCACGCGUCACUUACACCAUUCGCGAUCAUGAGCGUAAUAUCACACGAUCCCUCACCAGAACUUUCCCUGGGGGCAUCGGUUCUGAUCAUCAGACAACAUCCCAUGAUUCCUCCGAAGUUAAGGCAUUUAGAACAUCUCCUUCCAAGUCUCGUCAGGCUGUCCUGCGAGAGGUUGCUGGUGGCACAAGUACGAAACGUUUCGUCGAAAUCUGGGCUGGCAUCCAGAUAGAGGCUUCCUUGGAUGUUACAAAGUACCACGAUGCUUUCCAUACAGAUGCAAUCAUCGCCGAUGAUAAUGCUUCGGAAGAUCCUUAUCCCAAAUUCAGAUACACUCCGCACUUUGGCGAACUAUCUCGCGGCAAGAAAGCACCGACCAUUUUUCUAUUCCGCUGGACAAGGUCCACAGCCUUCACCAAGGCUACUAAGCAAGAUAUAUUACUCGUUGCCCUUUCGCUGGCACAGCCUACCCAACCACCUAUCCUGUUUGGCCAAGCUACUUUUGCGACAGAAGAUAUCAUCUACACCAGUGGACACGAACACACCAAAGACGGUCGACUACUGGGGGUUAAAUGGUGCUUCAAUCGCCCCAUGGGUAUAUGGGAGAUUAAACUCCCCGAGUCAGCGACCGUGCAGGGGACACCUUUUGGUGCUAAAAUGUCAUGCAACGCAUUGAAGCUGACACCGUCAGAACGUUCUUGUCGUUCACCUCGUGUAUUAUAUGAUGACAAUCAGACACCUACUAAACUCUUCUGGUUCUCGAAUCCUGUCGGCGGUCCCCACGCAUCUUGCGUGUCUCUGGAAUCUCGUGAUCUAACUACAGGUACCAACAAGGUCCUCGUGGAUACCGUAAUGGAGCCUACCCCCGAAAACGAUUUUCCAGGUCUAUAUCCCAAUUAUAACAUGCCCUCCAGCCCGUUUUUACGUCGCGGAGACCAUACAUACAUCGUACUCCACUCCUUAUGGCGCUCUCGUGCGACGAUCCUCUUCAUUGAUACAGAAUCGGGAGCAAUUUCAGACGAGACAAAAAUGCGAGAUGGCGAACCUUUGUAUAAUUGGGAUUUACAUGCUACAGACGACAACACGCACUUCAUCUGUUCAAGAAGCACGCCUAUUACCCCACACGAAGUGUUACUAGGAUACUUUGACGAACACGACAACCUCAAUUGGAAAGUUCUAGAUAAGCCAAUGAUAUCUUUCGCAACUGAGAACGCACUCCGUGAUCUCACUGCAUCGAUCAUACCCAUUGGCGCGCGUCCUCCAACAGAGACUAUUAUAAUUCAGUCGAAGAAAGCUUCCACAAGACCUGGCCCAAAACCCAUCUGCAUUACCAUUCCACAUGGAGGACCACAUACAUCAACGACAACAUCAUUCUACCCAGCUACUGCUGCACUAGCCUUGGAAGGAUAUACAAUUUCCCUUCCCAACUAUACCGGUUCCAUGGGAUUUGGCGAAAAGUACAUCCAAAAACUUGUUGGGCACUGUGGAACAAUGGAAGUACAAGACGUCGUAGAGAGCGUCAACGAGCUCAUCCAGCUGGGCAUCUCAGAGCACGGACGACAAGUCGUUCAAGGUGCAAGCUACGGCGGUUUCCUCGCCGCGCACCUGAUCGGCCAAUACCCAACCCUAUUUAACGCAGCAGUGAUGCGCAACCCCAUAACCAGUUUUGGCGAACUAGCGUCCGACAUCCUCGACUGCGCUUACACUGAAUUCGGGCUCCAAUUUACUCCGGACUCGCUCAUGACACCCGCCACAUUCCAAAAAAUGUUCGAAGCGUCGCCUAUCGCGCACGUCGAUAAUGUACGCGCGCCUGUAUUGUUGUUGAUUGGAGAAGACGACUUGCGUGUGGUACCGGCACAGGGGUUGAGAUUUUAUCAUGCGCUCAAGGGCAGGGAAAGGAGAGUGGAGAUGUUGUGGUUUAAGGGGGAGAUGCAUUUACUCGAUGGUAUAGAGGCGGCAAGAGUUUCAUUGGAGGCUGGGAGGGAUUGGUUUAAGAAUUUGGGGCAAAACCCAGCUGACUGAUGAUGUGGAGGA